AGUUCAGUGAACAUUGCAACGUGCGAUUGACACAAGAACCCAAAAAAAAUAAAAUCAGACAGAAACGGAAAAAUCCGUCACUCUUAACAACAGAAUCUUUGGAGCCUGUGUGGCGGGCCAUCAAAUGCUCUUUCUCUUCAAGGGAGGGAAGAAAAAGAGGUCUCAACAUUUCAAUUCUUCUGCUCGAUUUCAACCAACACAACAGAAAAGGGAAGUCUAUAAUUCUUUCCUUGCCCCCAUAUAUUGGCCAUUAUCUGCACUGCAGCAACCAUUUCUAAACUUUCCCAUCACACAUUCUGAAUGAAGUUUUUUGUGUGUUGUUGAAUUAGUCCGGCUGCGAUGGCGGGUGGUGGUCGCAGUCCUAACAACCUGCAUUGGAAGAAAGAGUUGACGCAAAUCCGCAAGGCUGCGACUGCUAGAGUGCUGAGGGACCCUGGGACCUCCUCAUCCACCAAGAAUGGCCGCGCUCAAGGUAACGUGUCUGGUUCUUCCUCUCACCACAUUUUGCAAAUAGGAACUAAUAAUACCUCUAAAAAUGCUAGUGAGAGGGAAAAGGGGAGAGUGUAUUUGUGUAAUUGGAAGAAUCAGAAAUCUGAGAGUGAAAGGAGUAAACAGAUUGGUGAUGAUGAUGUUGAGGGGUCUUCUUCUACUCAAGAGGGGAGCUUCCAAGUCGGUAGCUUCAACACUGUGAGGAAUGAAGGUGGACAUGAUUCCAAGAGUGAUGGAUAUCAGAGUGAUAGGUUUACUGCAUCAUUUUUCAGAUGCAUAGAGUCGAGUUUUACGCCGUCUAUUAGGCGCAUCAGGAAGAAGAAAUCAAAGAGGUCUAAUUAUUCUAGUCCUAGUUCAGGGCAAAGAUUGCAAAUGAGGAUGUUAUUGAGUAGAUACACGAAAAAUGCAAUGGAUGAUUCGCCCAGUGUUGGGUUGGGGAGGGAGGAUUUACUGAGUUUGAUUGAUCAGUCUUAUGAAAAUGGAGAUUAUUGCAAUUCUGAGGAUUUAGGGAGAGAUUCUGCAGUCUCACAUUUGCUUGCUAGACUCAAGAAUAGUAAGGGUUGGUCUUGUCCUCCUGUGAAGAUGGUGAGGGGUCGUAGGAAAGAGGAUGAUUCUGUUUCAUUUAGCACACAAGCCUUGUCGACACGCUCUUAUAAUAGAUAUGCAAUCAGGAAUGCUAGUACGGUUGAGUCUUGGGACGCCACAACCGGAUCAUUGAACGAUGGGGAUGAUGAGGUGGAUGAUCAGUUGGACUUUCCUGGGCAGCAAGGAUGUGGAAUUCCUUGUUACUGGUCUAGAAGGUCGACUCCUAGGUCUAGAAACGGGAGUUCCUGCUCUCCGUCUCUUUCUGAUUCUCUGAGAAGAAGAGGGAGCAGCUUGUUUUGUGGAAGCCAGACCAUGUCUCAGAGAAGGCAUCACCGUGUGUCUUUGGGUUCCAACAAGAAGAGACUCGGCUCUAAGAUAGCAGCAGCUCAAGGCCUUGUUCCUCUUCUUGGCAACAGUGCUGAUGGCCUUAGUGGAUCAUCUGUGAGAAGCAGGGACAGUGAUGAUGAGCUCUCAGCAAAACUAGUUGAACUUGAUUUGGAAGGCUUGAGCCGUCUGGUUAGAAGGAGGCAGUCUUCAAGUUGUACGAGUCUAGAAGGGCUAGAGUUAGUAGCUUUGAAUGGGGAAGUACAUAAAGAAGGUUCUGAAAAUAUCAAAAGCCUGAGCCAUAAAUAUAGGCCAAUAUGUUUUACGGAUUUAAUCGGGCAGAGUAUAGCUGUUCAAUCUCUUAUGAAUGCAGUUUUGAGAGGGAGGAUUGCCUCCGUUUAUCUAUUCCAAGGCCCUCGUGGAGUUGGAAAGACAUCAAUGGCUAGGAUUUUUGCUGCUGCUUUGAAUUGCCUUGCCACUGAAGAACGUAAGCCAUGUGGCGUCUGCAGGGAAUGUGCUGAUUUCUCAUCUGGAAAGAGCAGAUUUAUUGAAGAAGUUGAUGGCUCCAAGAAGAAAGGAAUCGAUGGACUGAAAAAUGUCUUGAGAAACAUAUCAGUGGUUCAUCCUCUGGGACUUCCACAUUACAAAGUUAUUGUCAUUGACCAUUGUCAUUUACUGCCCUCAAAAGCAUGGCUGUUGUUUCUUCGAGUUCUUGAAAAACCAUUGCCGUUUACUGUUUUCAUACUUGUAACAACUGAUAUCGACAAUGUGCCACGAGCUAUAUUGACCCGGUGUCAGAAGCACAUUCUCAACAAAAUUGGCAAUGGCGAUAUUGUUACUCGACUAAGGAAGAUCUCCAUUGAUGAAAAUCUAGAUGUUGAAUCAAAUGCAUUAGAGCUGAUUGCUUCGAAUGCAGAUGGUUCUCUACGUGAUGCUGAAAUCAUGCUGGACCAGUUGAGUUUAUUUGGGAAGCAAAUUACUAAGUCCUUGGUGAAUGAGCUGAUGGGGGUUGUCUCUGAGGAUAAACUACUGGAACUUUUGGAAUUAGCCAUGUCAUCAAAUGCUACCGAAACUGUAAGAAAAUCCAGAGAAAUGAUGGAUUCAGGUGUCGAUCCACUAGUUCUAAUAUCUCAGUUGGUUACUCUUAUUGUGGAUAUUAUUGCUGGAACUCACCUGAGUGUUGAUGCAAAGCACGUUGAUUCAUUCUUUGGUGGGAAAACUUUGACCGAAAGAGAAUUACACAGAUUGAAACAUGCAUUAACACUACUAUCAGAGGCAGAAAAGCAUCUAAGAGUUUCGAGUGAACGAUCAACCUGGUUCACAGCAACUCUAUUACAAUUAGGUUCUAUGUCUUCUCCAAAUCAAACUCAGUCCACAAGUAGUCGAGGGCAGAAAUCCAAGGCAACUGAAGAGGACUGUGUAAGUAUGCCUGGAGAAGCGACUGCUGAACAAUUUGCACCUGAAAAGUCUGCUUCUCCCAUAUCCUUUAUAUUUGCUGAUCAUUGCAAUUCUACAAGCAAACUCGGACCAACUCAACACACCAAUCAGAGUCAAUUUAACGAUGGUAAAAGUUGGACGGCGUCACAUGAUGAUUGUCCAAGCAGGAGAACCACUUUGACGUGCGUGGAUUCAGAGAUGUUGACUAGCAUCUGGCUACUAUGUAUCGAGAAAUGUCAUUCUAAGACACUGAGGCUACUUCUUCAUUCAUAUGGGAAGCUUGUUUCAAUAUCGGAAACGAAAGGUGGUUUUAUUGCUCACAUUGCAUUUGAGGAUAGUGAUAUCAAAACCAGAGCACAAGGCUUUCUUAGCAGCAUCACUAACUCAUUUGAAGUUGUUUUACGAUGCAAUGUGGAGGUUAAAAUAAGUCUGCUACGGGAUUCUUUGGAUCAUAAGCUGACAAACGAGAUUCUAAUAAACAGGGAAAACAAGUCAACACGCUCAAAUGCUACAGGAGAUAACUCUGAUCUUGAUUUGCGUCUAGAUCUUUUGAAGGUAUCAAGAGAAAGCUUUGAAAGUAUGGAAGAUAGCAAGUCAGAUAUUCCUUUGCAGAGAACUGAAUCCAUCAUCCACGAGCAAAUAUCAAAAACUGCCUCUUUGCAAGCAUCGGACAAAGGAACGCCUCAAUCAACGAGCAAUAUGAGACCUGAAAGGAAUCAAGUUCUGCCACAGGAUGGAAUGGAUGUACCCUUGCAGCACUGGGGAGAUAAGUUGAAUCACGAAAUGAAAACACUGAAAAUGAACAACGAAGUGGCACCUCAGAAGGAACAGGUUGUUAAGAACAUGGAUCACUGUCCGAUUUCCCCGAGCUUGCUCCAUGAUAGCACCUUUGCCAGCAGUUCCAGCAAAGAUAACAAAGGCUACGAAUCUGGAUCAGGAGGCGGAGGUUGCAGUGGGAUGUUCUGUUGGAAUAACCGAAGACCACACACAAGGGGGAAGGCUAAAAAAGGCACCUCGGCUCAAAGAGGGCGAUUCUCUUUAUUAGGAGAGUGUGCGAAAUCGAGAACAGGCAACAGAAACAGUAGAUAAGAUAAAAGGAAGUUGGAAUUUCAUGCAACCCUUUAAUGUUUCACAGCAAUUAUCAUUUUUGUGUUUAUAGGAUUAUGUGAUCCUAGCCUUCUAUAUUCUGAAAAAACAUGGAGGCUGAUGAUGUAAAGUUGUUACAACUGGCCUAAGUUUGGCUUCACCCAAUUUUGUGGUGGAAUUAAUACAAAGCUAUUGGGGAGAUUUUCUUUCA
Molecule: messenger RNA, 4132 nt
Organism: Salvia miltiorrhiza (redroot sage)
Lineage: Eukaryota; Viridiplantae; Streptophyta; Magnoliopsida; Lamiales; Lamiaceae
Product: protein STICHEL-like
Exons: 6
Coding region: 340-3924 (1194 amino acids)
Biological process (GO): DNA repair; DNA-templated DNA replication
Cellular component (GO): nucleus; DNA replication factor C complex; DNA polymerase III complex
Molecular function (GO): ATP hydrolysis activity; ATP binding; DNA clamp loader activity
Source: RefSeq, a predicted model, not a curated record